GUUGCUGAAACGUAACCAGAUCAAAGAAAUCGCACCGGAGGCUUUCGUAAACCUAACGUCUCUCCGAGUUUUGUAAAGAGCUAGACGACAACGCUCUAAUGGAAAUUCCAUCCGCUUUAACGAAGCUACCGUCGCUUCAGGAGUUAUCAAUAUCUGGAAACCGUAUAAAAUUCAUACCGGGCGGCCUCCUACAAAAAAGUCCAGGCCUCGCCGUUUUAGAGCUGAAAGGAAAUCCGCUUGUACAAGUCGACUCCAACGCAUUCUCCUACCUUCCACGGCUACGAAACCUUAUCCUCUCCGAAGCACGCGGACUAUCAACUUUUCCGGUACUUAACGGUACCACGUCUCUGGAAGUACUGCGUUUAGACAGGGCUGGGAUCUCAUCAGUUCCGUCUUCUCUCUGUUACACAUGUCCGCGAUUAAGAAGCUUAGACUUGAAGUCGAACAAGUUGACGUCGAUUCCUGACUUGAACAACUGCAAGGAAAUACGGGUUUUAGAUUUAGCCAGCAAUAGAAUCAAGUCAGUCGAGGAACGGCCAUUUCACGGAAUGACGAAAAUGCAUGACCUUCUCCUGGCGCACAACGAGAUCGAGUAUGUUCCGAACGACGCCUUCUUCGGACUGUCCAGGCUGCAAUUUUUGGACAUGGAAAGCAACCACGUCUCCUACAUCCAUCCAGACGCGUUUCUAGCAAUUUCACACAUCGAAGACCUAAAUCUGGGAAAUAACAUAUUCCCUCAUCUCCCAACAGCCGGCUUGGAACGCCUGAGGCACUUGAAGACCUUCAACAAUCCGCACCUUCGCGAUUUUCCGUCUCCCGAAAAUUUUCCAAGAAUUCAAUCCCUAGUCCUGUCCUACGCCUACCACUGCUGCGCGUUUAUACCGCUAAUUCCCUCUAAUCCACCGCCGCCUGCGAAGGUGAAGGAUAUCGUGCUGUUUCCCGGAGACGAUGAAGACAUCGAUUUGACCUUCUGGAACUCGAGCGGAACGGACUUGUGGCCUCAAAAUCAGAACAUCAGUCACAAGUUAGGGAAGACGUUUCGAGAGUUUUGGGACCAUAUUGGGGGGUCCGAUUUUACCUACCCUGGAAAUUUUCCAUCGUACAUGGAAGAGUACUCGGAAGAAGACGUGUUAAAGGUACCAAACAGCGAUAUCCCACCGGGAAAGAUUCAAUGUCUCCCCCUACCCGGACCGUUCCUUCCAUGUCAAGAUCUUUUUGACUGGUGGACGUUGCGGUGUGGCGUGUGGCUUGUGUUUCUAUGCGCAAUGUUGGGGAAUGGUACCGUCGUCUUUGUGCUGGUGUUCUCGAGGAGUAAGAUGGAUGUACCACGAUUUCUUGUCUGCAAUUUGGCCGCAGCGGAUUUUUUUAUGGGAAUUUACUUGGGGUUUCUGGCGGUGGUGGAUGCGUCAACAUUAGGUGAAUUUAGGAUGUACGCCAUACCUUGGCAAAUGUCGGCAGGGUGCCAGCUUGCCGGUUUCCUAGGCGUUCUCAGCUCGGAGCUAUCCGUCUAUACGCUUGCAGUGAUCACGCUGGAAAGAAACUAUGCCAUUACGCACGCCAUGCACUUAAAUAAAAGACUGUCGCUAAAGCACGCUGGGUAUAUUAUGGUAUGCGGGUGGUCGUUCGCCAUUCUUAUGGCUCUGCUGCCACUGUUCGGCGUGUCGGAUUACAGGAAAUUUGCAGUAUGCCUUCCGUUUGAGACUAAUACGGUAGCAAGUUUAACCUAUGUAGUAUUUUUGAUGAUAAUUAACGGAGUUGCCUUUCUCAUCCUUAUGGGAUGCUACCUGAAAAUGUAUUGUGCCAUUAGAGGAUCUCAAGCGUGGAAUUCGAACGAUUCGAGAAUUGCGAAAAGGAUGGCGCUAUUAGUGUUUACGGACUUUUUGUGUUGGUCACCGAUAGCAUUUUUCUCAUUAACUGCUGCGUUCGGUUUUCACCUCAUUUCCCUCGAACAAGCCAAAGUGUUUACAGUGUUCGUGUUGCCAUUAAACUCGUGCUGUAACCCGUUUCUUUAUGCCAUUUUAACAAAGCAAUUUAAAAAAGACUGUGUUAUGAUAUGCAAAGCAAUAGAGGAGAGUAGAGUGACGCGUGGAAUAGGACGUUGCCGACAUAGCUCAAAUUUCAGCAAUAGGCAAACACCCGCCAACACCAACAGUUUGGCGGAUAGAUCUUCGCGCGAAAAUCAAAAUCACCACGCGCCGCAGUGUACCUGUAACGCAAAAUUACUGGGAGAAGCAACCGCGACGCCUGCUCCUCAAGAACAGAAAAAUACGGUUCGCGACUGGCUGCUGAAGAAAGCACGUUGGGUGCUGUGUCUAAGAAGGCAAGCGCGUCACAGGCAACGUUCCGAUCAGUACACCUACCAAAUAGCAGAAAUACAGCAAAAACAACACAAGCGCGCCUCUUCCGUGUCCUCCAGCGAAAACUUUAGUUCUUCCCGUUCCGACUCGUGGAGGCACAAUCAUCACUGUGGAAUACCAUUACGUCUCCUGGAUCCAAAGCGGCGAGCUUCUUCGUGGCUAGUUACCCGAAAAACUUCGCAGGAUUCAAAUUUGUCCAGUUCACGUAACGAUUCGUCAGGAUCUGCUACAACGGCGAGCACGAGCACUUGGAGGAUCUCUAGAUCCAGCGCGUCCAGCAGCGAACCAUCACGUAUACGAAGCAAACCUAGGCUAACGCGCCAAUGUGCAAUUCAAGAUGAGUCGGAACCGCCCGGGUCGCCUGGUAGACUUACGGUUCGUUUUCUAACAACAAUUCCAUCGGCCGCAGAAAGUAGCAUGCAAAUGGAAGACGAACCCAGCAUUCUAGUAACCCCAUCAAAUGACAGGGAAGGGCCGCUUUACGCCAUUUUACAUUCGCAACCUAUUACGCCGAUCCGAAGGCAGUCGAUAGUCACACUGCAUCCUAUUGAAUCUCAGCCUGUACCUGUCAACGGCGAUCCUGAAACUUCUAGUCAACCUGAACCUGACCCAGGUCCUUCCAAAUCUGAAUCAAAUGAUACAAGAUAAUAAAUAAGUACCUAAGACUAACCAAAUUAUUUUGGCGUAGGUC
Photinus pyralis (common eastern firefly) is the source of this 3048-nucleotide messenger RNA. RefSeq names its product lutropin-choriogonadotropic hormone receptor (gene rk). Lineage: Eukaryota; Metazoa; Arthropoda; Insecta; Coleoptera; Lampyridae. Gene Ontology annotation, biological process: G protein-coupled receptor signaling pathway. Gene Ontology annotation, cellular component: membrane. The transcript is spliced from 10 exons. Gene Ontology annotation, molecular function: G protein-coupled receptor activity; protein-hormone receptor activity; protein binding. The coding region runs from base 99 to 3005 and encodes 968 amino acids. The record is from RefSeq and is a predicted model, not a curated record.